Zonotrichia albicollis (white-throated sparrow) is the source of this 6115-nucleotide messenger RNA. NCBI's taxonomy places the organism in Eukaryota, Metazoa, Chordata, Aves, Passeriformes, Passerellidae. The record is from RefSeq and is a predicted model, not a curated record.
AUUUCAUGCAGUUGCCUGUGACAGCUCCUGUUGAGUAAACUGAGACUGGAACAUCUUGUAUCAGCUCUUGAACCGGUACCUGCCACGAUGAGAAGUUGCACAAGAUCUGUUUGGGCCCCUGUCUAGCUGAUCCAUGCUUCCAAACUGUCUCUUGUAACAUUCUCAAGCAGCCAAAAUGAAGUUGAAGCAUAACAUCAACCCUAUUCUUUUACAGUUUAUAAACUUCAUAGUCCUGGUGUACUCCCUUGUAACAUACAUUCCGUGGUACAUCCUUUCAGGAUCAAAGCAGGCUAUAGCAAAAGCCAAGCAGGUUAAAGCCAGGCCUGUGAAUAACAAGCCUGGGGGUGCAUACAGAUCUGUGAACAGUCUGCAUUGCUUGGCUUCAGUUUUAUAUCCUGGGUGUGAUACACUCGACAAAGUUUUUAAAUAUGCUAAAACGAAAUAUAAGGACAAAAAACUCUUGGGAACACGUGAAAUUCUGAAAGAGGAAGAUGAAAUCCAGCCAUCAGGAAAAGUUUUUAAAAAGGUCAUCCUUGGCAAGUACACCUGGCUUUCUUAUGAAGAUGUAUACAUUAAAGCUGUUAAUUUUGGAAAUGGCUUAGCAGUCUUGGGUCAGCAGCCAAAGACCAACAUUGCUAUCUUCUGUGAGACCAGAGCUGAGUGGAUGAUUGCAGCCCAGGCCUGCUUUAUGUGCAACUACCAGCUUGUUACUCUGUACGCCACGCUGGGAGGCCCAGCAAUAGUUCAUGGGCUGAACGAGACAGAGGUGACCACCAUCAUUACCAGUAAAGAGCUGAUGCAAACAAAACUGAAGGAAAUUGUUUCUCAAGUUCCACUCCUGCGACACAUAAUUACAGUGGAUGGCAAACCCACAACGUGGGCAGAGUUCCCCAAGGGGGUCAUUGUUCACACCAUGGCAUCUGUGCAAGCCAUGGGGGCCAAGGCAGACACUGGAAACAAGCAGCCAUCCAGGCCUGUGCCCUCGGAUAUCGCAGUGAUCAUGUACACAAGUGGAUCCACAGGAAUUCCCAAAGGAGUUAUGAUCUCCCAUUGCAACAUAAUUGCUGGGAUAACUGGAAUGGCUGAGAGGAUCCCAAAUCUGGGGGAAAAGGACAUUUAUAUUGGGUACCUGCCCCUUGCCCAUGUUCUGGAGCUGAGUGCUGAGCUUGUGUGUCUGUCUCACGGGUGCCGCAUCGGUUACUCCUCCCCUCAGACACUGGCUGACCAGUCUUCUAAAAUAAAGAAAGGAAGCAAAGGGGAUGUUACUACGCUUAAACCAACUCUAAUGGCAGCAGUUCCGGAAAUCAUGGAUCGAAUUUACAAAAACGUCAUGAAUAAAGUGAAUGAGAUGACCAGUUUCCAGAGGAAUCUAUUUAUACUGGCCUACAACUACAAAAUGGAACAGAUUUCCAAAGGUUACACUACCCCACUCUGUGACAGCCUUAUUUUCCGCAAGGUGCGGAUGCUGCUGGGCGGGAAGAUCCGCGUUUUGGGACUACACUACAGGAAGAGUGGGAGCACCUUUGGUCUGUUGUGAAAUCAAGUUAAUGAACUGGGAAGAAGGUGGAUAUUACAACACCGAUAAACCAUAUCCUAGAGGUGAGAUCCUUAUUGGAGGGCAGAAUGUGACUGUGGGCUACUACAAAAAUGAAGCACGAACCAAAAAAGAUUUCACUGUUGAUGAGAAUGGGCAGAGGUGGCUCCAUACUGGAGAUAUUGGAGAGUUUCAUCAUGAUGGAUGUCUAAAAAUUAUUGAUCGCAAAAAGGAUCUUGUAAAGCUGCAGGCAGGAGAGUAUGUUUCUCUUGGCAAAGUAGAAGCAGCUCUGAAGAAUCUCCCACUGGUGGAUAAUAUUUGUGCAUAUGCAAGCAGUUUCCAUUCUUAUGUCAUUGGAUUUGUUGUGCCAAAUCAAAAGGAGCUUGCAGAACUAGCCCGAAAAAAAGGAUUUAAAGGAACCUGGGAAGAGAUCUGUAACAGUCCUGAGAUGGAAAAAGAGGUUCUGAAGGUGCUAGCUGAGGCUGCUGUGGCAGCAAACCUGGAGAAGUUUGAAAUCCCAGUGAAGAUCCGUUUGAGCCCGGAUCCCUGGACCCCAGAGACUGGUCUGGUGACGGACGCGUUCAAGCUGAAGCGCAAGGAGCUGACGGCGUUCUACCAGCCGGACAUUGAGCGCAUGUACGGCACCAACGUCAAAUAGCCCCUGCCCGCUGCUGCUCUGCCCAGCUGGACCCAACAGCAAAUACUUGAAUUGCCUGUCUCAACCCGACACUUGAGAUCAACACACAAAACCACCACUCCUCAUUCCCAGCGCAAACUGCUCUUUCUAAUGACAUCUAAUGACACACCACGAUGACUGGCGAGUUUGGUAAAAUGUUAUGGCAGCAAAUUUGGGUGUCUCCUUUUCUCCAGUUUUCUCUGCCACCUUGUCAGUCUGUGGAUUUUCCCAGGUCUUUUUGGGAAACCAUGAUUCUGAAGCCUCAAGUUUUUAAACAUUUAUAAAUCCUGUAUAAUGUUUUAUUUGUAUCUUUAAAAUUUGGAUGUAUAUAGAGAGAACUUGGCUAUAUAAGAAAUGGUUAUACUGGGGGCCUUUUUCUACCUAAUUAUUUAAAGAUAAGAAGGUAUUGAUGUUGUGACAUUAUGCACAUUGCAAAUGCUUGUAACAAGGUAAUUGUUGAACAGAGGACCAGGUUAUUUGCUGCUGUGCUAUUUUUCUGUGUAAAUCUGAGGGAGAAAAUGUUUGACAUUCCAGCUUGUGUAAUGCACCUUCAAUAUGUGCCUAAUGGUUACUUUUAUUUUUAUGUGAAAAUGGAAGGAUGGUGGUGGCACAGCUCUGCCUCAAGGCAGGUACUCUUGCAGGUGUUAGUUAAAGCUCCUUUAAUACAGAAGAUGCUAUUAACACAGCAGAAGUUCAACCUAGGAAUAAUCUCUCAGAUACAGAAACUCCUUUUUUAAAUAGCUCGUGACCAUUUCAUCCAGAGCUGAAUUGUGUAGUGCUAAUAUGAACUCUCAUCAUUAAUUUCACCUUAUACUUUACAAGCUUGACUGUGUCCUUUUAACAGAGGGACUGUAGCAACCUUUGUCUUUUCUCAUUAGGUCUGGACAUUACAGUGGAUUUCCUCUUUUGUUGUUUAUUAAGGUUUGGCAAGACCCCUGCUCUGCCCUAGCUGCAACCCAAAUCUUCCUGGGGGGAUUUUUAAAGUCAUAAUGACAGUUAUGUUCUCAGCUCACACAGUGCCUAGCUGCCCUUUGUGCCAUUAAAAAUCUCCCUUUGAUUCUCUGUUCUUUUGUGUUGUACUUUUUGCUUUAAAAACAGAUAUUUGAAGCAUUUGUCAGCCAGAGUUAUUUAUGUUGCUUGGUUUGUUAUAUCUAAUUCUUGCUUUGGGAAAGAGUCAAUUUCUGUUUCAAUAGAGAUUCAUGGAUAUUGUUUGAAAAAAUAUGGGGGCUCUUUUCAUCUUGAGUAAGAGCAUUCAGAUUUGUUUCAGAUGUGAAUUUUAUUUUCAAAAUAUUUCUGGAAAGAAUAUUCAGGGUUACAUGAGAAUGUGAAAGGCAUACAUUAGUCAACUUUGUGAUGAAGCAAAUACUAAAAUGGUUUUAAUUUGGAGAUUACUCUCUUGUGUAUCCUUUACUUGUAGUACUAAAACUCAAGGUCCUGAUGCUUACUUAGUGCCCUGCUAUGGUAGCACAUGGCCAUGCUGAAACUUGGUUUGGGAGAGGGAGUUCCUGCUGAUUGUCUUUGUGACAUGAGGUCUGGGGAGGUGUUUGAUGUGCAAAUUCUCAUUUUAUAAACCUCUGAAAUAUUGUUUUAAUUAAUGCUCUCCAUUGACUAUAGAAAGCAGAUUCAUAGGAGUUACAGGCUAUCAAGCAGGUUCCCUGAUGAAAUGAUUGAGGUGGUUUGUGCUAAUUAUGGAUUUCCCCUGCUGCUGUCCAUGACAAACUGUUAACAUUUGGUAAAUUUGGUGUAAGUAAUCAAAUGAAAAUAGAAGCAACAAAAAGAAAUCAGAACCAUGUUUUUGAGAUUACUGCCUUUAGAUAUCCAGAUCAUGAAUGAAAAACCUUGUGACAAAUAGAGAUAAGACAAUGUUGAAAAAUGACUGAAGAAUCCAAAUGUGGAAAAAUUGCCAAGGCUGUAGGGAAGUGUCACACCAUGUAUUAGACAUUACUAACACUUAAAUUUCUAUCUGUGCUCCAUCAACAGGUUCUUAAAUAGAACUCAGCACAGACUGUACAUUGUUCAAAUAUUUUUGUGAUUUUUUAGUGAAAAAUAAUAAAUUGCUGAAGUACUAUGUAUAUCACUUGGUGCAUUGUGCAGCAGAUUUAAGAAAAUAAAUCUGCGUUUGGUUAAACAAAUCUGAAGUUAGUAUUUUGUUCUGCUAAGGGUUUAAAUCCCCUUUUGAGAAAUUGCAUAAAGGAAACUUUUAAAAUGGUUUGGAAAUAGUUUUAUUUUCCUUUUUUCUAGUCCAGUCACAAGAUGGGGUUGCUGUCUAACUGUGCAUUUGAUUUUACAGUUCAGGGGUUUUUUUAUGUUUAAAAUUGAUAUGAUAUAUAUAGUUUCUCUUUCAUUAAGCAUUCAGAUUCAUUGUGGACAUUUAUUUCUUCUACAGAAUGUGAAAACAAAGCAGUUCAUUAAGUUCAGUCUCAGUGCUGGAGACAGACUUUUAAAAAAGCUUUGUGAUGAGUGUGGGGCUUUUUCUUUUGAUUUAUAGCAGAAGAGAGACUCCACUCCUGCUGGCUUGUGAGUGUCUCCGUGUCCCACUGAGGCCGCCUGUGCUGGAGGUGCUGGGGCUGGGACGUCACUCAGGCUGAGCUCAGCUGUGGGGCUCCCUCCAUCCCUCCCCUGCUCCUCUGGCUGCCACUCCUGCUUUGCUGAGCACAAGGACAGCUUUGGAGGGGUUUGUUCCAGCCCUGCAGAGAUGCACUGCUUCCCAGCUGGCAAUCUCCUCCAUAAUUUUUAAUUUUUUUUUUGUUUUUUGUGUAUGUCUUCCCAUGCCUGAGUAACAAGAACAAAAGUACAGAGGUACCUGCUGGAAUGCACUGCAGUGUCCCAAGGGCUGAGGGCAGCUGUGCAGAGCUGAGAGGUGUUUGGGAGGAAUGGUCUCUGUCACAUGGGGGAUCUGCGAUGGAAAGAACUGUAACUUUAAACAAUCUGAGUUCAAUCUAAGAGCAAGGGGCGUAUACCUCACCUGAAGGGCCCCCAAAAGAGGGGGAUUUUUAACAAAACUUUUGUAAAUAAAAACUUAUCAGGUCUCUGAAUCCUUGAAAAUUGUAACUACUUACUCUCUUGUGAAAAUUGAUGUAUUUCAUUUAUUAAAAUGGUUGACCAAGAAAUUCCAGGGAUGCUGUGACUAUCCUUUAAAUUUCACAAUUCUUUAAAACAUUUUCAGGACUUCAGGCUAUCAUUCAAUCUAGAUCUAAGUGUUCUUUACAGAGCAUAGGAUUUCUGGGUAGGUGAGAAAUUCAAAAGUUACAUGUCAGAAUAGUGAGUUUGCUGCUGCUGCAGGUCCCCUAGAGGCAGGAGCACACCUCAGAGGGGAGCUGCAGCUGAGCAGGGAAAUAUCCUGCUGGAAUGGCAGUGACAGCAAUGUGUGACUGGAGCUAAGAACAUAACAGGUCCUACAUCCCACUGCUUUACACACAGAUGCAGGGAAGGGUGUGGAAUCCAAACCCUGCAUUAGGAACGGCCUGUAAAGCUGGUAAGUGUAUGCAGAAAUUGCUAUAGGACAUAAAACUCCUUUGCAAUAACCUUUGUCCUGCUAAAAUUCACAACCUUUUUAUUCUGUACUAAAACUACAUUUAGGUGAUGCAAUGCAGCAUUUUUAAUUUUUAUUACUGUGGUGUAUUAACUGUUUUGGACUUGGUAUAAAAUAGUGUACAUCUGUUUCUUUACUGGUAAGAGGAACAAUUUUCAACUUGCCUACACCUUGGACCAGGCUGAACAUGAAUUGAAUGACCAAUUGUAUAUUGUUAUAAUGGGUUAUUUAAUGUAAACUCAUUUUCAAUGUGAUCUUGGUUGUUACUAUGAACUGCCUGAACAUUGUAUACCCUAUUUGAGUUAUAUUGUAUGAAUUAUUUAUUUGUAAUUGGAUAUCAUGUUUCAAAAAUAAAAUUAAUUUCACAAAUUGG